CAUGAAGCAACUUUCAUCUCUCAGUACAGUGGCCAAUCUGUCUUCUCAUGGAUCUGAUCUCUGCUUGCGAACGGACCAUGAGUCCUGUAGGUUUGGAUGCUGAGGUGAAAGACCUGGUCUACAUGUCCCAGAAUGCAACUGUGGUGGGAUUGCAGGGAGUGUCAAUGGCAACCAGGACCCUGGUUCUGCUUUUUUUUGUGCUGCUUGCUGCGUGGAACCACAAGGACAAGAGAUCUGUACCAGGCCCGUCUUUCUAUCUGGGUUUGGGUCCACUUCUAUCAUAUUUAAGAUUUAUCUGGACUGGCAUUGGUACAGCAUCUAACUACUACAGCACCAAGUAUGGAGACAUUGUCAGAGUCUGGAUCAAUGGAGAGGAGACGCUCAUACUCAGCAGGUCAUCAGCUGUGCACCACGUCCUGAAGAGUGGCCACUACACUUCACGUUUUGGAAGCAAGCGAGGCCUCAGCUGCAUUGGCAUGGAUGAAAGAGGGAUCAUAUUUAACAACAAUGUGCCUUUGUGGAAAAAGAUACGCACCUAUUUCACUAAAGCGCUGACAGGUCCAGGCCUGCAGCAGGCAGUAGAGGUUUGUGUCUCAUCCACUCAGAGUCACCUAGAUGAUCUGGACAGUUUGGAUGAUGUGGACGUGAUCAAUUUGCUGCGUUGCACCGUGGUGGAUAUCUCCAACAGACUCUUCCUGGAUGUUCCUGUGAAUGAAAAAGAGCUGAUGCUGAAGAUUGAGAAGUAUUUUGACACGUGGCAGACUGUGCUCAUCAAACCAGACAUUUACUUCAAGUUAGACUGGAUUCACCAGAGGCACAAGACAGCAGCCCAGGAUCUGCAAGAUGCCAUAGAGAGUCUUGUGGAGCAGAAGAGGAGAGAAGUGGAGCAGGCAGAGAAACUAGACAACAUCAACUUCACAGCUGAGCUCAUCUUUGCUCAGAGCCAUGGUGAGCUGUCUGCAGAGAAUGUAAGGCAGUGUGUGUUGGAGAUGGUGAUCGCAGCACCUGACACUCUGUCCAUCAGCCUCUUUUUCAUGCUGCUGCUCCUCAAAGAACAUCCUGAUGUGGAGCUGCAGUUGCUGCAGGAGAUGGACACUGUUGUUGGUGACGGACAGCUUCAGAACGGAAACCUUCAGAGGUUGCCAUUGUUGGAGAGCUUCAUCAACGAAUGCUUACGCUUCCACCCUGUGGUGGACUUCACCAUGCGUCGCGCCUUGUCGGAUGACAUCAUAGAGGGCUAUAGAGUACCUAAAGGAACAAACAUCAUACUGAACACCGGCCACAUGCACAGGACAGAGUUUUUCCUCAAACCCAAUGACUUCAGCCUGGAACAUUUUGAAAAAAAUGCUCCUCGUCGUUACUUCCAGCCAUUUGGCUCAGGUCCUCGUGCGUGUGUUGGAAAGCACAUCGCCAUGGUGAUGAUGAAAUCCAUCCUGGUGACGCUGCUGUCCCGGUACUCAGUCUGCCCUCACGAGGGUCUGACCCUGGACGGCCUCCCGCAGACCAACAACCUGUCCCAGCAGCCUGUGGAGCACCAUGAGGAGAACGAGCCGCUCGGCAUGAGGUUCUUACCGAGGCAGAGAGGAAGCUGGGAAACUCUGUGAGACCCUCUUCUGCAUUGUGCUCUUUAUUUGUACCUGUAAGUGUAUUAUAUCGUUACUUCAUGUUUCAUGACUGUAUAAAGCUGACUUUUAUAUUUUGUGACGUACUUCAGAAUGCUGUGUCUAUUUGAACUAUUGUGUAUUAUAUGAAAUGUAUGUAAAGACAUUGACAUUGAGACAUUAAAUUAAAACGUUGUGCCAAUA
Messenger RNA from Notolabrus celidotus (New Zealand spotty), 1805 nucleotides. It is a transcript of the gene cyp19a1a, whose product is annotated as aromatase. Gene Ontology annotation, molecular function: iron ion binding; monooxygenase activity; heme binding. The coding region runs from base 48 to 1604 and encodes 518 amino acids. The transcript is spliced from 9 exons. The record is from RefSeq and is a predicted model, not a curated record. NCBI's taxonomy places the organism in Eukaryota, Metazoa, Chordata, Actinopteri, Labriformes, Labridae.